CCGACACUUCACAGUGCACUUUAUUAAAGACAACCACUUUCAAUGAGGACACAUUGAGCAUUUCAAACUUAUAAUAUCAAAUAUUAAGAUACUACUAUUUCCAUUAUUCCUAAAUUCGAGCUUAGAGGGAAUACAAUCACCACUUCCAUCAUCUAGUUCGAGAUAUGUGAGGUCUACCGAAAUAUGGCUUCUGUCGAGCUCCCUCAAUUCACGUAACCAGCCUCCAUAUUGGUGCCUCCCAGCCUAUGAAGCGGCCUGCGGCGGAUGUAUGCACCCUAAAUGGGCUUAUAUAGGAUUCUGGAACAAUGUCGCAGUACUCAUCUUCGAAAAUGGAUAGACCAGAACCGGGCUUAAUCAAAUGGUCACCAAAUCCAGCCUAUGACACCUUUCUACACGUUAACUUGCAGCAUCGGGUCGUACAACUCUAUGAACCCACAGGCCUUGCACAACCAGGAACUUUUCAUCAUGAGAAGUCAUCGAAAUAUGACGAAAUUCCUCCACUGACCACGUAUGACUGGUCACCCGCUUAUCCUGGGCUUGUUGCCAUCGGAACGGCGAGUGGUGCCGUGGAGCUCAUAAACCUCCAUGGCGAUCCAAGUUCUCAUUUGGAGCUCCCCAUUAGGAUCACUCGUACUUGUCAGGCGGUAGCUUUCAACACGGGAGCUUUACUAGCUGUGGGACUAGAACGAGUGCGAAAUGAUCAAUGUCUAAAGAUAUUCGAUGUAACUCGAAUCGCGACGUUAGAUCCUAGUGUUUCAUGGGCAUCACUUGAAGGCUCCAUGAAUCCGCGGAUUGGACUAGAAGCUAGUAUUUCUAUAUCAAGUACGAAGUUCUUCGAAGACAGUCCACAAGUGCUUGUUGCCGGGAUAAAAAAUCAGGGAAUUCGUAUAUAUGAUCUCCGAGAUCCACAAGGUGCAGUGAUCAAUUACCAGACUAAGUGUAACAACAAUUUGGCAAUUGAUUAUUCGGACCAAAACUACUUCGCUUCAUCUUCUCUGGAUAAGCCAGGUCUGGUGAUAUGGGAUCGUCGCGCAACUUCACGGCAGUCUUCGUCCCGCUUCUAUCUCGAUGCCGUCGAUACAGACGAUUUGCCCUGGGGAGCUUCCCUCAAUGUUGAAAGGGCGAUUGAUGUGAAAGAUGCUAACUUCCAAGAUAGGGGCUCGUUGAUAAGGUCGCUACGGUUCUGUAGGGAUCGUAGUGGCUUAAUAGCUGUCUUGUCCAGAACCGGCCAGCUCAAGGUCUUGGAUAUCAAGAAAGAAUAUAUUCCCGCUGAGGUGCGAAAGGAUAGCCCAGAACUCCUCGAAGUCAGGAAAUCAUAUGAGCUAGAUAUGGAAUAUUCGAAAGACCGAAAAGAUGACAAAAUCGUUUCAUUCGACUGGGUCAACCUUGACUCUCCUGCGCUUACGCCGCGAGCAAUAGUCUUACGUGCCAAUGGUGCCUUUGAUAUUCUGGAAAAGCCAUCUUAUACUUCGGAACAUAUAUAUAAGAUGGUACCUUGGCGAGCACCUCAUCGUGGACUUGAAGGAGGCAGCAGCUAUCAUACCUUGAUGCAAUUCGAACCGACACAAUAUCCCGAGAUGGUAGGCCCACUAAACGUCGACCAGGCAUUCAAAGAUAAGCCCCUAUUCGGAAGUAAUAAAGAGCCUGUCAAUUCGAUAAUACAGCAUGCACUAUUAUUUUCCGCACCUACGGCUGAUCCCAUUUGCGAUUCGGAGGCAAGCACCGAAAAGCUACCGGAGCCUUUAGCCAACACUUCAAAAAUAGCAGAGAAGUUGCGAAAUCUAAGAAAAUAUUCUAAGGAAGCUUUGGAAACCUCAAAACAACAGUCAGAUAAGGCGCAGGCGCAGCCAGCUAUAAAAGAACUUGACCAGUCAUUAACCGACUUAUCCAUAAAAGGCAAUGGUCUACCAUCAAAUCGUCAGCUACAUGAAAGGUUACUUGUAUCAACAUUGAACACGAAAGGGUUUCCUAAAGAAGCACAGGUUAUUCUUGACCAUGCUAUGCUUCUCCGCUCUAAAGAGAAAUAUCUAUUUGACUAUACCGCAAAUAGGGAUAUAGUAUCUGACGAUCCUUGGCUAAAGGAAUUAUGGGAUUGGGUUGCUGGAGCCGAUGGGGCUACCAAUGAUAUGGGAAUGGUAGCACAAGGCAUUGACUUGGGCUACUUAGGAGUUUGUAAUGUGUGGACGGGGGAUCUAGGGCAUGAUUACUCUGUCAGAUUGGCGGAGGGGACAAGACAACCAGAUGAUUUAGCAUGGGAUCGUUGCCUACAGGAAAUAAAUAAAAGGUCCAGACAGGCAACGUAUAAUGGUGUCGGGACGAAAAAGAGAGCACACCGCGAAAUGGCGCUGCGCAUUUGUGGAUGGGGUAGAUCGCCCGAAGCUCAUUUUAGCGAUUAUGCGAAAAUGCAGCCUUCCGAGAGGAACUCAUCGUGGUAUACCAUGGCAACUGCUCGAGCCCUGUUUGGGGGCGAUUUUCAAGGGGCUGUUCAGCUUCUUAAACGAGCUGGCACUGAAUACCCGGAGCUCUUAUUCGUCUCCUUAGCGCUGCAACUCAAAGGCCCAGGUAACAAAAGCCUAGGAAAGGAUCAACUGGAUUUCGAUGACGCUGUUGCUUCUAAAACCGACCCGUACCUUCGUGCGAUAUCAUCACUUAUUGCAACGAACGAUUGGGAAAAUAUUGCAAAUCAGGAGUCACUUCCACUCCGUGAGCGCACAUUUGUAGCGCUAAGGUAUUUUGACGAUACUAAGCUUACUCAAUGGCUCAAUAAAGAGCUUAACAAGGCGAUAGAAACAGGUGACAUCGAAGGAAUUGUAUUCACGGGGAUUACAGACAAGCUGGUCGACAUAUUUGCGAAGUACAUCGAGAAGUUCAACGAUGUACAGACUGCUACUCUGGUCCUAUCGAUAUGCGCCCCACGAUAUAUCAACGAUUACCGAUGUCGCACAUGGCGUAACGCAUAUAGAGCCUAUCUCCAGCGACACAAGGCUUUUAUGCAACGAACCAAAUUCGAAGUAGAAAGCACGAAGAAGAGUAAACGAGGCGGUGUCCCCACCAUUACUCCCCCUUCCCGGCAAAUUGCUCUUCGCUGCGUAUUCUGCGAUGCGGAGUACGAACUUUCUAAAACCGGAGCCGGCGCACCGAUGCCCUCCUCAAAGGGUCAGACUAACCCGCUAACGCCCACGCUCGUCAGCGCCGGUGUCAGUUGUCCGAACUGCGGACGCCAUCUGCCGCGAUGUGUCGUGUGUCUGGAAAUUGUCGGUGUCCCGCGCUCGGAUCGACCCGAAGCGUCGCCUGAUCCGCAGGUUAGAGUUGCUGCGAGAUUUCCGACGUUUUGUUUGAAAUGUGAGCAUGUACUGCAUCUAGAUCAUGCUAGGUUGUGGUUCGCGAGACAUGUUGAAUGUCCGGUCCCCGAGUGCAGGUGUAGGUGUAAUUUUAGGGCGAAUCCGGAGUUGAAUUAUCGGUGAGUUGUUGGUAGGGGUUGAGGGAAGGUUGAGGGACUUGAAGUGGGUGUUGCGAAAGUGGUAGGGAGUGGAUGAUGCGUUCGAGUUGCGUUUCUAUUGAGUAUGAACUGAGUCUAGUCUUAGAAGCACUGAUUUUGAAUGAACGUGUGUAUGGUUAAGAAAGUUGUACGAAGACCAAUGGUAUCGCGUUUGACUUCUUCUGGGUUAGGGACUCACAGGCUUGUUUUGAAUUACGAAUGUCAUAUUAUUCAUAUUUCCAAUACCUCGCUUCACCUGGACAGAU
Messenger RNA from Hypoxylon trugodes, 3744 nucleotides. RefSeq lists its product as uncharacterized. Gene Ontology annotation, molecular function: protein binding. Gene Ontology annotation, biological process: positive regulation of TORC1 signaling. NCBI's taxonomy places the organism in Eukaryota, Fungi, Ascomycota, Sordariomycetes, Xylariales, Hypoxylaceae. The record is from RefSeq and is a predicted model, not a curated record. The transcript is spliced from 5 exons. The coding region runs from base 306 to 3464 and encodes 1052 amino acids. Gene Ontology annotation, cellular component: cytoplasm.